Porites evermanni is the source of this 11313-nucleotide messenger RNA. Lineage: Eukaryota; Metazoa; Cnidaria; Anthozoa; Scleractinia; Poritidae. The record is from the annotation of a GenBank genome assembly.
AUGGCUGAUCGUACGAAAGCUUCCGAACAACUUGCGGACUAUGCAAAGAGUAAGAAGGUAGGCAGCAGAUCUUUCUCUCGAGGGAGUGUUGUUUUAAAAACUUAUUUAUUUACUUUUAACAGACCUUGUCACGCGUGACUUGCCUUUGAGAAUAUCCUUGCGUAUAGCAGAGCGAUUCGUGCGAAGACAAAUGCUAUCCCAUUGCAAGUCUUUGUAAGAGUUUCGAGAGCACUCAACAAAGCAGUGACAAAGGUUCAGGUUAGACAACUGCAUACCAGGGCAUGCAACGUACGUAUUUCCUUGUUCUCUGGCCCUUCCACUUUCCAACGCGUACAAUUAAAAUGGCUGAUUGCAAUGCGGUUUGUUAACUGAGUAUGUUAUUAAACUAAUAUUCUAUCUUCUAGCCGUGCCUGAUGGCACAUGAUAUACCUUUAAAAUGAUAUCUCAGAUAAUUUCGCAAAUAAUAUCUAAGGUCUUUGUUAAGGAAAUAAAUCGGUGAUAUAUAUAAAACACCUAUAUUAGCAGUUGAACCGAAAGACUGAGAUAUUUUCGGUUAAUAUCUUCCUCGAUAAGGGAUUUUAAAAAUAGAACGAUAGUUAUAGAUGGUAUUUAACUGAUCUCGACAGAAAGCACUAGUUUUUCUCCAGUUACAGCAAUCCAUAUGGGUAUGUGAUUCCCGGUCCGCCGUCAGAUGCAAUUGAGGUCACCCUCGGCGAUUUAGGCCCUUUCUUAACGGGCUUAACUACUUUUUUUAAAAAAAAAAAAAAAAUGAUACAUCUGCUCAACUUUCCUCUUAAUUAUAAUGAUAGUUAUUACAAGUUAGUAGUAUAUUUUUCAGGCGAUGUUACAUAACACAAGAAGCUCCUGAUAAAAGAAAAAAAUUGGCCUUCUUUGACGAUCAUCGCCAAAGACGACGUGGAUAUCAGCGAAUAUUCGUUAUCAUUGCCCUGACUUGAAUCAGACUAAGUCAAAAUAUUUGUAGAACCUCAAAAGAUAAGAAUUAUUUCAUUUCAAUGACGCAGCAUUGGCACGAGAGAUGCCUAGAUCCCUUUAUUACAAAUUAUUUUGUUAAUUAUUUACAAGAGUGCAUUUAAUGCUAGGAAAAUUUCCAGGGAUGGAAAUUUGAAAGAUUGGAAGCCCAAGUUUAUACAAAGGUCGAUGAACGUCUACUAUACUUUAUGAACAGAACUUCCUGUUUUCUGUCAUCUAAUUCUACUGCAAUAUCAGACGCAGCUCUGCUAAAGUGCCUAGCACGAAACCAGUUCAGUUCAAAAAUGAACUUGAAUUUUAUAUUAGACGCCCAUGUUUAAAGAAAUUACUCCCGCACGCUCUUAAACUAUACGUGAGCUGUGUGUUUUGUCUUUGGGUUAAAUGUAAAAACUAACAAACUGAUACAGCCGCAACAGAUAUGUGAAUGGUUGGCUAUCAUUUCCCGAUAUUGAACGUCAUUUUGGUUGUGUCAAAGUCCUUUUCAAAAAGAAAAAGGGAAGAAAAACUGAUAGGAAAAAUCAUAACUGACCAAGAUAAAUUAAAUGUAAGUUAUCCUGGUGUAAUCUAUCCGUUUUACAAGGUCUUAACAAUUUUUCAAGAACAGUGCGGUGUCAAACUUAUCGUGGUUAACAAUAUCAAGGCGUUAGUCAGUUUUGUGCAUCAUAUAACAACAACAAUAAUAAUGAUAUGGGAGUUUCAUGGCCAGUUAAACUUGUUUGAAUGUACUAUGCUUUACUAACUUUUGCAGCAAAAUCGGACUUCGAAAAACUCGGCUAUAUCUCAGUGGCUAUUUGUUCUUAGGUCAUGAAAUGUUUCAUACUGUACGAGUUCCUGUUUAAAUUGCAUUUUGCAACGAUAAGAAGUCACUUUUUUUUUCACUUUAGCCUCUAGGAAUGGACUUAAAAAAACAAUUGAUUUUAUUAAUCGGUCCUUAUUUAUGACGUCAGUGUCCACAAAAUUUAAUGCACAAAAGAGCACAUUUUACCGUUGCUCGGCUUGUUAUAUAAUCGUUCAGUUACAUAACUAGGUAUUGUUCAUUGUGCUGACUCUCUCUUUUCGCAAAUACACCUGCACCCUUCGAUCUUUUUCUAACGCCUUAAGUCAACUUCCCCUUUUAGGUACGGAAACCUUUCUUUACGACAGUAACAAGUAGACUGCCCUAAAGUGCGUCUUCUUGAGAGCUGACAAUUUCAGGAAGCUCUUUCAAGAAGAGGUCCCAAGACAUACGUACGUUACAUGUUGUCACUAAAAGUUCUUCCCAUACUCUUGGUAGCGUAGUACCCAUACUGUGAACAUAUAUAGAAAAAAUCAGACUAUGGGUUAGACGGUCGCCGAAAACUGAAUGGCAAUGGAAAACCGUCAGCCCAUAAAAGGCCGUAGUGGCUUACUAUAAGUGCUUAAUGUCGCGAGGAUCCAGCCACAGGGAUUUGACUGGGAAAUUUUGGCGUUUUGGAGAGAUCUAGGUAAGGAACGCUUAAAUGGGAGGUGCUCACUUAGAGAGGCGGGUUGCACGUAUCAGUCUGAACUCUAAUUUCGAGCUGAGGUACUUGUGUUUUGUUUAUUUGUUUGUUUACUUUGGUUUUUUUUUGUGGUUGUUGUUAGAGCAGGAACAUAUUACUUUCUUAGGCUGUGUACACCUGCCCCCUACCUACAGGAAAAAAUCGUUGGUUUUCCCGAGGUUUUCGUGGUGGAGGGGUCGGAGGCUAUUUACUUUCUCUGUAUGUUUUAUCAGAAACAUAGUUAGCCAAUAUAUGACUCUCCCCGCCCUAAGUACGUUAUGACAACUAACCGUGACCAGUAUGACAACUGACCUUUAAAACAGUUUGAUAUUAUGAAAAAGCAAUUAUCUUUAAUCCAUGCCUAGCUUUGGUACCUACCCGCUAACCUAACAGGUUCCUACCUAUAAAUUUUUCUGUCAAUCUCUGCUAGCACUAUUUCGAAAAACUUGAAUGUGUCGGAACUUGGAGGCGAUGCCAAUAUUAACUGCCAAACUAAGUACAUUAAGUAUGAUAAGUGGUCUCGAGUGAGUGACAAUUAAAAUAGCUUUUGCAAUACUAUAUGUACUUGUCUGGUCAUGCAAAAACAGCUCGUUGUUGUUGAAUUAAAGCCUUCGUCUGUGCGUGACAUGUCAAAUAUCAAAUGUGCAAAGCAGUUUCACGGUGGGGUUUAAACGUGACGACGUCACUUAGCCUGGGAUCUCAAAGGCUCUGCCACGCACGAAGAAGGGGUGUUUGAAAGCUAAAAAAAAUCUCCGAAAAAGCCGCCAAAGAAUGGCCAGCAGAACAAAAGCAUCGGAACAGUUAAGUGAUUUUGCUGCGGCAAAAAAGGUUUGUGGCAAUGUUCGUUAUUAUUUACUAAUUUCUUGUUUACGUAUUUGUCUUGGAGGGAUCGACGCCACCAGUGAAAAGAACAUCGUACGCUUGAUUCUCUGUUUGACAGUUUUUUUUACUUGGCCUUUGCUUCAAGUUUGGAAGGAAAAACUCUCCCAGAUUGUUACAUAGCGCGUGCGCAUCUUUUGCUUUUGCUAGUUUAUUGCGUAUCGUUCGCGCGAAUGUAUCGAAUGCUCGGAACCUCUUCAGCUGAUCGAGACCUCCCAUAAAACUUAAAGAACGACAUUCUUCGACCCGUGCAUUUACGUCGCUAUAAAGUAAAAUACCGAUAAAGUGGAAGAGAAUGUAUGCUGAUUAUGAUGAUUUUCACUCGGAAUUUCAAUGCCUUCGUCAGAGGAACUUGCAAAACGUCACGAUUCAUGAAUCAUUUCGAAACACAAUACGACAAAAAAUCUCGAAACUGACAAGUAAAUUGCUCAGUUUUUCAAAGCGGCCUAGGAGUAAGUUCUAUGGUUCCUUUAGUUGUAGCUCGUUUAGUUGUUUUGUCCAUUCCCCAUACCAGCCACCAUUGAUUUUAUUGAAUUAUUUAUUUGUGUUUGCUCUGUAUGUUCGCUUUCUUUACAUAAGUCGUCAGAGAGGUAAGUCGGUCAGUUUACUUUUCAUUUCGUCAUGCUUGUUACAUGAAUUUGAUGUAGUGACUUUCACAGCGAAGAGACGCCUUCGGGUGCUGGCCCUUACUACGCCUAGAACACACCUCUCAAAACAUCUCGUGACCUCCAACAUUGACACAUAAGAUUUUUUCCACUCAUAGAUGGCAGGAUUACUGCUUAUAAUCCUGGCCUAUUGUCAUGUUUUAGACAAAUUCGUGCGAGCUCUGCUAUCCUGAUCUCGGCCUUUAAAUUCAAGGCAAUUUGUACCAAGUAUUUGAUUAAAAAGAUAGCCCUGAAGAAGUUACGAAAUUUCCGUGACAUCGAAUAGCUAAUUAAUAUGCACCGAUUAGGUAAAUAGCUAAGCCAAUCAGGAUCAUUGUUUGAUCUAUGACGUUAUAUCGCUUAGCUAUAUGUCACGAAUCGCACCAAUCGCACGACUCAUCUGAGUGAAACCUUAAUAUUCACUAUAAAACAUUGAACAUUCACAUUUUAUCUCAUUUUUUUUUUUGGGGGGGGGGGGGGGGGGACUAAAAAAACAACAAAUGUUUGCAAAAUGAAUGUGGCGUGAAUCAGACAAGACAUAAGGUACGAGACAGAACCAUACAACACUGAAUAUCAUAUUCGCCUUUCCUGCCCGCCCACAACGAUAACCGUAACUAACAGGAAAUAAAUACACCUACGGACUGACACUUUUAUCUUUAAUUGAUGAUAAUGGUCGAGGGAUAUGCAAAUGCAAAAAUUAAUAGCAGUAUUCAGGAACCAAUCGGCUCCUGCAGGAUUUCAGUGAUAUUCUGAAAAGGUUAUUAUUGCCACUAAACUUGCUCUCUCAGUUAUGUCAAUAUAGCUUAAUUAGCAAAUGGGGCAACAGUAUAAGGAAGUUACUGGAAAAAAAAAAAACACGAUAGUGCACUGAAACAAAACCGCAUGGACUAAAACAGCUGAGGGAUUCUGUAUAUCCCAGUAUCAGUUGGCAUAAAUGUAUCCCAUUAAUCCUUAUGCCUUGUACCCCAAUACUCAUUCUGACGUCCUUUCGAAGGAAGGAGAAGCUUUUCCUCGGUCAGACUCCCUAACUGAGCUCAAACUUGUCCAUCUCAUUUGUGAGUCUUGCUCUAGCUGUUUACCUUUAGGUAUCGUUCAAUGAACCUAUUGUCUUUUUUGCAUCAAUCAAGAAAGGUCUUUUUGACCCCUCGACAUCUCAGAAUUUCUAGUUUAAGUAAAGCUGUAUACACGUGAUAUCCCAGAAUCUCAGUAUCCCUAUGUUUUUCUCUUUUUGACAAUCAUGGACAUUCUUAUAGGUCUAAAUAUCCCGUAUCUCGUCAACUGUUUUUGCCCCAAAAUCUCGUCCCUCUGUUUUAUGUCUAAUAUUGGACCCUAUCCCAGCCGAUCCCUAAUAAGACCUUAUUUUGGGUUCUUCCAGACAUCAGACAUCUGUACCACUGGAUAUGGUGCUCCCAUCGACACUAAGACCGCCACCAUGUCAGUGGGACCCCGCGGACCCCUACUGCUGCAGGAUGUCCAGUUCCUGGAUGAGAUGAGUCAUUUUGACAGGGAGCGAAUCCCCGAAAGAGUGGUACACGCCAAGGGCGGUGGAGCGUUUGGGUACUUUGAAGUUACUCAUGACAUCUCAAAGUACUGCAAGGCCAAGAUCUUUGACACCGUUGGAAAGAAGACCCCAUGCUUAGUUCGCUUCUCAACAGUUGGUGAGUGAAUUUACGACCAAAAUUCACUGAAUUGAUAAAACCAAUCUUUCGGCUAUAAAUUUGUUGUUUCAUUCGUUAAUAUAAAGAACACCCGAGGAAAGAAAAACAACAUGUUUACUCGUCUUAUAUGCCUGAUAACAAAAACUAAUCAGACAUAUUAAAUGCUUAAAGAUACUUUAAACAAAGUUCGUUAUAGUUAUUAAUUCUGGGUUUAUUUUCAGGCGGUGAAUCUGGCAGUGCCGACACGGCCCGUGAUCCCCGUGGUUUUGCCAUGAAGUUCUACACCGAGGAAGGAAACUGGGACCUAGUUGGAAACAACACCCCCAUCUUCUUUAUCAGGGAUCCAAUCUUUGUAAGGACAGCAUUUCACCCUCCUUAUCUGCAAGAAUAAUUUCCCUAGACUAUGAAUAGCCCUUAUUUUUCACUGGGAUAAUACAACGUACGAAAUACACAAACUCACUCGAAAAUUGCUAUAUAGGGAGGGAAGAAAACGAGAAAGCGUCAAAAUUGCUACCCGCAGGAAGGCUGAGGAAGAUGAGACGCGGAGGAAAGAUUGAAUAAUUUCCCUUGGUUCGGUAGUGGCACUCCUUUUUGUUUUAUUGUAACUUUUCACGGGAAGAAGCAGACCACGUUAAUCAUUUUAAUCACGUUUAACACUCGUUUAAUUUUCAUCUCUCGCUACUUUUAGUUCCCAAGUUUCAUCCAUACUCAGAAGAGGAACCCUGUAACACAUUUGAAGGUAAAUAGACACAAUUAUUAAAUUUCACGUAGAAGAAACGGGAAGUUAUAUUUACCCUUCCUUAAUAAGUAGAAUAAUCAAAUUGGGUUAAUUCCUUCAGAUUCCGUUGAUUAAUAAGUGGUCUCGUUGACGGAACGGUCGAGUUAACUAGCGAUACACAAACAAGCUUUUCCGAAGUCUGAAAAAAAAAACAGAACAGCGAAAAAGGGACGGUUGAAAGACUAACAAGACAGAAGCAAGUAUUUGCCUCUCAUUGCUUUUAUGAUAUCAUUGAAUACCCUGAACUAAAACCGUGAAAAUUUUUAACCAAUAAAAUCACAGUAUUUUUAAAAGAUGUUGUGUUACAAUGAACUAAAAAUAGUAACCUAAUAUCGAGUGUUUCCUCAAUGCAGGAUCCUGAUAUGUUCUGGGACUUCAUCACCCUUCGUCCAGAGACCACUCAUCAAGUGUGCUUCCUGUUCAGUGACCGUGGAAUUCCUGAUGGGUACCAGCACAUGAAUGGGUAUGGAAGUCACACCUUCAAAAUGGUGAACGACAAAGGGGAGGCUGUCUACUGCAAAUUCCAUGCUAAGGUAUGCAAGCUGUGUUUCGAUUAUAUCUUUCUCGCUAAGGCGUAGCAUGCUAAGUGUUUGUAAUCGUAAACGGGGUUGUAAUUUAUUGUGAUCCUUUUUGCUACUUGUGUGAACGUGUGUGCCCGUGCGGUUAACACCUCGAACUCCGGAUCUGGAAGUCCGGGGUUCAAGCCUCGCCUGUGGCGUUGUUAUUUAAUUAGACAAGAAACUUUACUCCACUUUGUCUCUCUUCAUCCAGGUGUAUAAAUGGGUACCGGCGACAAACUGCUGGGGGGUAACCCUGCGAUGGACUAGCUUCCCGUCCAGAGUGGAGUAGCAAUACUCCUAUGCAUGCUUCAUGCUAAGGAAACCGGGAUAAGCUCCGGCCGUUUGGGCCUUUGACUCGUGUGCGCCUUUACCUUUUUUUAUUACAGCAAAAUUAGACGGAGUUGUGCUGGAGCAAUUAAUAAGAUGUCUGCAUUUUCAUAUUAUCAAUUAUUACUUGGCUGAAAUUAGUUUCUUUAGCAGAGCUUUCAAGUGAAAGUAUCAUGUAUAGCUAGGGUAUGAUAUAUAAAAUCUACUAAGACGAGACCCACGUCGAUCCACGUCGUUCCUUUAUCUUAUAAUAUAUUAAAAAUAUAUAUAUUAAUCUUAUGUUAAUAAAAUAUUAUUAACAAAAAACCUUUCCUUUUUUUCUUUUGACAGACUGAUGAAGGAGUAAAAAAUCUGUCCCCUGAGAGAGCAGAGAAGUUGGCUGGUUCCGAUCCAGAUUAUAACAACAGAAUGCUUUACAAUGCCAUUGCUAAUGGAAAGCACGUGAGUAAUGAGCUAGCGAACGUUUGAUUUUUUGUGUAUACAAUCGAAUUUGAUGAAAGCAAUUUCACUUCCGUAGGCGGUUGUUUCCCUCAGAAGUUAGAUGUGUAUCGAGUUUUGCCAGUCAAAGAGCGGACAUAACAAUAGCUCACACUAAUUACUGUGGGGACGAAACGGUCCCUUCCCUAAACAUACUCUAAUUAGAAGACAGACCAGACAGACCAGUCAGUCUAGUCAGCAUAGGGGUCUACGUCCCCUACACUUUCUGUACGAUUGUCACUUGUGUGGAGGGUCUUUAAUGACCUCUUUUGAAUGGCAAAGAAGCAUGUGAAUGGGUUUUUUCGAUUAAAUCGAAGUCGCGACGAUCGCUAUUAACAAAGCGACGAUCUUAAAGAUUACUGGCGACGGUCGUAUUACCAUUCCAAUGACGUUUGACAACAUAAGACGUGCGAUGGCAGCAAAGAAAUCUACCGAAACGUGUGCUGCACGUUCAGAUUUUUUGUUUUGUCUUGUCUUUUUGAUUUUCGCGUUUCCGUCGUCGUCGUCGUUGUAGGUUGGUCAAGCUCGCUUAUAGUGUUAUCACGCAAGACAAUUCUUGAUAUGCGACGAUUUAUUUUGUUGAAAAUAACGCCGAUUUGAUGGAAAACGCGCGACGAAAACGACAUUCGCAGGUACCUUUCAGCCCAUAGAGAGGCUCAUUACUACAGUGUAUAAUGCCAGAAAAGUGACAACUUGCAGUGGAAGGAGGCUGUUGACAAUCAGUUGCUUAUGCUAGAGUAUUAACAAUUGUAUUUUCCCUUUCUUGUAGCCAUCUUGGACUAUGUACAUCCAGGUGAUGACCUUCGAACAGGCUGAAAAAUCCUCAUUCAAUCCAUUUGAUCUUACCAAGGUAACCUGCUGAUACUGUGAUUAACUAUACCAUGAAAGAAAUGGUCAACUCCGCUUCGAACCCUGCCACGCCACUUUCCAUGCGGCAUUUUUUUUUUCAGUUUCACCAUCACUGAGUAAUUUAGUCCCUUUUAAAGGUCUGCAACUCUUUUAUUCUAAGCAAUUUUUGACGCCAUGUCUAGUUUUCAAUCUUCUCAGUUGACAUCAAAUUUUGUCACAUUCUUUUUUACCCUCAUAAGCUCAAUAGAAUUAGAUUUCUAAUUUGCAUGUAGUUCUAUUGACGUCGAUAAGAAUUUUUAAAUUGAGUGCGUUGUGCUGUCUUUGUUCCCAGAUCUGGCCACAUUCUGAAUACCCUCUGAUCCCAGUUGGCAAGAUGGUCCUCGAUCGCAACCCGUCGAAUUAUUUCGCCGAGAUUGAGCAGAGCGCCUUCAACCCUGCCAGUAUGGUUCCUGGAAUUGAAGCAUCUCCGGACAAGAUGCUUCAGGUAUAGUAAGGGACAAAACGAGCUAAAAUGCAACCGAACCGAGAUCCGUGUGUCCCCCGUUUCUUAGAUUUCGAAUUCUUCCCUGAGACUAAGCCUUUUUGAUAUGUACAAUGUUAUUCGAUGAACGACCUUUUUUCGAGGAAGUGUUCUUUCAACAUAUCUUAUCUAUGACUGAAUAUUUGUAUCAGGGUCGACUGUUCUCAUACCAUGACACCCACCUUCACCGACUGGGAACCAACUACCUCCAGCUGCCAGUGAACUGCCCUUAUAAAACCAGAGUGAGCAAUUACCAGAGGGAUGGACCACAGACAUAUGACAAUCAAAGUAAGUCCGCUAUCGGUUGUAAGGAUGUAACUUACGCAUUGUUAUAUAGCUCGGUUGACGCGGGAGUGCCUGGAUGACCUGACUCGUCCCCAGUCCUCUCUUGAAUCGCAUGCGGCACGCUGGGGACGGAACACCAGAAGUGUGACCGAAGGGAAUGAAUUCGAGGGGACCGCGCUUUAAUAGAAGACUGAGAGACGACUGGGGCUGAGUCAGCAUUUCGACAACUUGUAGCCUCCCGUGCAGUCACGGUUUCUUGUGGGGGAGGAACGCGUGACAAAGUACUAAGAACCUCUUCGUGAGGCUAGACAACUUAUCAUGCUAAGGGCUGGUCAGAUUAAAAAUUUACAUUGAUGUACCAGCUAAAUUUGACCUCGAUUUUAGCGUUCACAUGUUUGUACUGCUGGGUGCCGUCUGAAUUUAUGUACGGUUUGUUUGGCUCCGUGUACCCGUGUAAACUGAACACCUAAACGCAAGAAUAAGAAUUUUUUCGAAAUUUCAUUCAGUUCCUUAUGAACAUGGCCUUAGUCUGAUCUAAAAAGUUUUUUUUUUCUUUUCAGAUGGCUGCCCUAAUUAUUUCCCCAACAGCUUUAGUGGUCCCAAGGAUGACGUUGCCAAAUAUGCACCAAGCAAAUUCCAAGUAACUAAGAAGAUUAUAAGAUUCCUGAUGAGUUUGAAGAGUCUUUACCUUAAUAUUGAUUAAUUAAUUAGUCUAAAAAAUGUUCUGACCUGGAGGUACGACGCUGUGUUAUUGUAUCUUUUAGGCAUCUGGCGACUGCAAGCGUUAUGAGUCUGGAGAUGAAGACAAUUUCUCUCAGGUGAGGAAAAGUUCCUGUAACUGCAUUCAUUUGAUUGAAUGAAUGAUUGAUUAAUUGAUUGAUUGAUUGAUUGAUUGACUGAUUGGCCCCUUCGUCUUUUGACCUUUUUUGGGGUCUCAACGAAAUUUAACAUUGAAGUAGUUUAAUAUCCGACAGUGCCUGGAAAAAGAUCUGAAAAUUUGAUUACGAUUGUUAUGAUGUUUUUACUGGCAGGCACCUAAAUUCAGUGAAUGGGUUUUUUGGGGAUGGUUAGUAAAAUUUAGUGAAGUAUCCAGUAAAAGGAAAUAUUGUAUGUGAGGAUUAUAAGAUUAUCAGCACUUGAUAGUUGGUUUCAAUUAUCUUUUUCAACUCUAUUUUCGCUAUCAUUAUUUAUAGGUUACCCUUUUCUGGGAGAAAGUGCUGGAUGAAGCCGGAAGGGAUCGCUUAGCAAGCAACAUUGCAGGCCAUCUGAAAGAUGCUCAGGAAUUUAUCCAGAAACGAGCUGUAAGUCAUUCCCUUUGACUGAAUCAAAGCUAGUCAGUUUUAUUUACAUGUAUUGAUUCCGCCCAGUGCUAUCGUAUGAGGUCACCAAUAUUGAUUUUGACCUGGGUCGCCAGGAAAAUUAUUCGUUGUUGUCGACAUAGACGGAUUUUUAAGACGACAGAUUUGAAAGGAAAGGAAAGAUCUCCGUUUAAAGUCUUGUCCUUGCGGUAGUUGACGGUCCGUUGUAGAGUUACAAAUAACUCACUCAGCCAUAUUAACUGACUGCGUUGCUUGCGGUUUUGUUUGGCGAGCGGCGCGAAGGAGUUCUCCCUGUUUCUGCUCCGCUCUCCUCGCGGUUUCCAGCUCGCUUAUGCUGACCCUUCCGUUACCCCUCCCCAACAAAACCGUCAGUUACGGCGGCUACAUCCCAUAAUAAUCACAGUUGUAUAUCUUGUUGACUUUCAGGUGGCUAAUUUUUCCAAAGUGCAUGCUGACUUUGGAAACAAAUUGCAGAAGGCUCUGGACAAGUACAAACAGGUACGCCCAGCUUCGAUCAACUGCAAAUAA